AUGGAAAUUACGACUUUUAACACACCGGCACGAAUUGGAAGCUGGUCAUCGACUGUUUCUCCACCACUACAAGUGUUUGGAUCUUCCAAAUGGCAAUUACCUUCAACAAGAAGAGGUGUGGUUGUAGCUGAUCUUCGAAACUCAAACUUCCGAUGGAGGAAAGUAACAACAAGCAGAGCAAAUGUUGCAGCAGAGGCGGUUAGAGUUCCUACGUCUGUACCGGUAAGAGUAGCUCACGAGCUAGCUCAAGCGGGAUAUCGGUAUCUCGACGUGAGGACACCAGACGAAUUCAGUAUCCGGCAUCCGUCUAGUGCCAUCAACGUUCCUUACAUGUACAGAGUCGGAUCAGGGAUGGUCAAGAACCCGAGUUUUCUAAGGCAGGUCUCGUCCCACUUCAGAAAACACGACGAAUUCAUCAUCGGUUGCGAGAGCGGGCAAAUGUCUUUCAUGGCUUCAACUGAUCUUCUCACUGCUGGCUUCACUGGGGUCACAGACAUUGCUGGAGGGUUCGUCGCGUGGACAGAGAAUGAGCUACCAGUAGAAGAGUGA
Molecule: messenger RNA, 549 nt
Organism: Arabis nemorensis
Lineage: Eukaryota; Viridiplantae; Streptophyta; Magnoliopsida; Brassicales; Brassicaceae
Source: the annotation of a GenBank genome assembly